Balaenoptera ricei (Rice's whale) is the source of this 5138-nucleotide messenger RNA. It is a transcript of the gene ECE1, whose product is annotated as endothelin converting enzyme 1. Gene Ontology annotation, biological process: peptide hormone processing. The record is from RefSeq and is a predicted model, not a curated record. The coding region runs from base 109 to 2373 and encodes 754 amino acids. Lineage: Eukaryota; Metazoa; Chordata; Mammalia; Artiodactyla; Balaenopteridae. The transcript has 19 exons. Gene Ontology annotation, cellular component: plasma membrane. Gene Ontology annotation, molecular function: metalloendopeptidase activity.
GCCCCAGCGCGCCGCCGCGGCACGCAGCCGCGGCGUCCGAGGAGCGCGGCCGGGAACCGGGAGUGGGGCCCGGGGGGCAGCGCGGGGCCGGAGCGAAGCGCGCGAGCUAUGAUGUCGACCUACAAGCGGGCUACGCUGGACGAGGAGGACCUGGUGGACUCGCUCUCCGAGGGUGACGUGUACCCAAACCACCUGCAGGUGAACUUCCGAAGCCCCCGGAGUGGCCAGAGGUGCUGGGCUGCACGGACCCAGCUGGAGAAGCGGCUGGUGGUGCUGGUGGCACUUCUGGCGGCAGGAAUGGUGGCCUGCUUGGCAGCUGUAGGCAUCCAGUACCGGACAAGAACCCCCUCGGUGUGCCUAAGUGAGGCCUGCAUCUCGGUGACCAGCUCCAUCUUGAGCUCCAUGGACCCUACGGUGGACCCCUGCCAGGACUUCUUCACCUAUGCCUGUGGCGGCUGGAUCAAAGCCAACCCCGUGCCUGAUGGCCACUCACGCUGGGGGACCUUCAGCAACCUCUGGGAACACAACCAAGCCAUCAUCAAGCACCUCCUCGAAAACUCCACGGCCAGUGUGAGCGAGGCAGAAAGGAAGGCCCAGGUAUACUACCGUGCAUGUAUGAACGAAACCAGGAUUGAGGAGCUCAAGGCCAAACCCCUGAUGGAGCUGAUCGAGAAGCUCGGGGGCUGGAACAUCACAGGGCCCUGGGACAAGGACAACUUCCAGGGCACGCUGCAGGUGGUGACGUCCCACUACCGCACCUCGCCCUUCUUCUCCGUCUAUGUCAGCGCCGACUCUAAGAACUCCAGCAGCAAUGUGAUCCAGGUGGACCAGUCUGGCCUGGGCUUACCCUCGAGGGAUUAUUACCUGAACAAAACCGAGAAUGAGAAGGUGCUGAUGGGAUACCUGAACUACAUGGUCCAGCUGGGAAAGCUGCUGGGCGGAGGGGACGAGGACACCAUCCGGCCCCAGAUGCAGCAGAUCCUGGACUUUGAGACAGCGCUGGCCAACAUCACCAUCCCCCAGGAGAAGCGCCGGGACGAGGAGCUCAUCUACCACAAAGUGACGGCAGCCGAACUGCAGGCCUUGGCGCCCGCCAUCAACUGGCUGCCGUUCCUCAACACCAUCUUCUACCCCGUGGAGAUCAAUGAAUCCGAGCCUAUAGUCGUCUACGACAAAGAGUACCUGAGCCAGGUCUCCACCCUCAUCAACAACACAGACAAAUGCCUGCUGAACAACUACAUGAUCUGGAACCUGGUGCGGAAGACAAGCUCCUUCCUCGAUCAGCGCUUUCAGGACGCCGACGAGAAGUUCAUGGAAGUCAUGUACGGGACCAAGAAGACCUGUCUUCCUCGCUGGAAGUUUUGCGUGAGUGACACAGAGAACACCUUGGGCUUCGCCCUGGGCCCCAUGUUCGUCAAAGCGACCUUCGCCGAGGACAGCAAGAACAUAGCCAGCGAGAUCAUCCUGGAGAUCAAGAAGGCGUUUGAAGAGAGCCUGAGCACCCUGAAGUGGAUGGAUGAAGACACUCGGAAAUCAGCCAAGGAAAAGGCGGAUGCGAUCUACAACAUGAUAGGCUACCCCAACUUUAUCAUGGACCCCAAGGAGCUGGACAAAGUGUUCAGUGAUUACACCUCGGUUCCAGACCUCUACUUCGAGAACGCCAUGCGGUUUUUCAACUUCUCAUGGAGGGUCACUGCCGACCAGCUCCGGAAAGCGCCCAACAGAGAUCAGUGGAGCAUGACCCCACCCAUGGUGAACGCUUACUACUCGCCCACCAAGAAUGAGAUCGUGUUUCCGGCUGGAAUCCUGCAGGCACCGUUCUACACCCGCUCUUCACCCAAUGCCUUAAACUUUGGUGGCAUCGGUGUCGUCGUGGGCCACGAGCUGACUCAUGCUUUUGACGAUCAAGGACGGGAGUAUGACAAGGACGGGAACCUUCGGCCCUGGUGGAAGAACUCAUCCGUGGAGGCUUUCAAGCAGCAGACCGAGUGCAUGGUGGAGCAGUACGGCAACUACAGCGUGAACGGGGAGCCGGUGAACGGCCGGCACACCCUCGGGGAGAACAUCGCUGAUAAUGGGGGCCUCAAGGCGGCCUAUCGGGCCUACCAGAACUGGGUGAAGAAGUACGGGGCUGAGCAGACGUUGCCCACCCUGGGUCUCACCAAUAACCAGCUCUUCUUCCUGGGGUUUGCACAGGUCUGGUGCUCCGUCCGCACACCCGAGAGCUCGCACGAAGGUCUCAUCACCGAUCCCCACAGCCCAUCCCGCUUCCGGGUCAUCGGCUCCAUCUCCAACUCCAGGGAGUUCUCGGAACACUUCCACUGCCCGCCCGGCUCACCCAUGAACCCUCGUCACAAGUGUGAAGUGUGGUGAGAGGGGUGGAGCACCAAGAACCAAGACGGAGGAAGCAGGGCAGGGGCUGAGGACCAGCCCCCGGGGCGGGGCCGACAAGGCUGCCCGCGCCAUCCGGCGUCCAGGGCGUCGCCCGGCCCCAUCGGCCACCUCGGGCCCCCUUCCCCUCGCUGGAGGGUUUUCAGCCCGAACCAAGUCUGUGAUGUGGGUUCUCACAUUAAUCCGAGAUUUGCUCCCCUGUGAAGACCCGGUCAUCCCAGGCACACGUGUGUCAACUCUGAUGGGCAUUUGGGUGUCAGGCUGGUUGCUCACCAGGCCUGGGCCCGACGCCGACACGGGCAGCGGGACACAGCCUCCUGCCCACGUCCAGCGCCAGAUACACCACAAACACCACUGUGUCAGUGCUUUAAAGAUGUAUUUUUGGGGAAACUAUUUUUUAAACAUUGUGGAAUACACUGGAAAUCUUCAGGGAAAUAACGCAUUUGAAACACUUUUUUUUUUUUUUAAGGAAAGGAUUGAUUAUAUUUAUUAUGUUCUGUUUUUCUAAAUAACCUGUGGACAAGCCCCACUGAUUUACCCCCCUCGCUUCCUCACUUGCUGCAAGGUUGGGCUGAAGCAGGAUCCCCAGCCACUGAGCAGGUCCCCUAAUGGAGAGCUGCCUCCGUCCUUGGGGUGUGCGGUUUCAGCCUCCUCCCUUGGUUCUUGGUCCCCUGGUGCAGAGAGGAGAGGCACAGAGGCCCGGCAGAGGGAGGGGCCAGCUCGUUGGUACCGCCCCCUCAGUGUGCCUGCCUCUGUCCCCAGAGUCCAAGAGUGGGAACCCCAGCAAGGAAGAUCUGACCCCAAAGUCACAGCAGGGGACUGAUGGCUACAUGAGGCCAGGUCAGGGCCCUCAAACCCUGUCUGGAGGUGCCCGAGCACCCUGGAUCCGGGUCACAGGAGCCCUGCGAGGCUGAGACAUCCCCAUCAGGUGUACUCUGCCAUGCCAUAGAUGUCCUCUUUCUGUCCCCCUUCUUUUGGCUGCCCCCUGUCAGUCCCGGGGCCUGUUGCCUCUCUGCAGCAUCCUGCCAUCCCAGCCACUUUGGGUUCUGCCUUGCAGACCCUCUUCUCCCAGGGAAGAAGGAAAGAGAAGGCAGCUCUCAUUGCCCAAGGGCCCAAAUCCUCCCUUCAAGCUCCAUCCUCCACCACUGGCCCGGGCCGGGCUCCCAGGACCGCAGCCAGGCCCGCCCGCCCUUCUCUAGUGCCUUAUCCAAGGCUGCGCCUGGGCUCCCCGCAAGGAGACAGCCCUCCGCCCCCAGGGGCCCCUUGGCCUCCUCCAUGAAGCCCCCCAAGUGUCCUGACUGGAACACAAGGCCAUACCCCCUACUGCCAGUGCCACACAGCUGCCCCUCAUGGCCACCCAGAGGCUCUGGCCUGCAGGUCUGCGGCACUGAGGUCAGGAGUCUGAAGAGCCCCUGAACUUGCCCUGGGCUCCGGCCCACCCUCAGCCCCUUGGGUUGAAUCAAGACGAUACUUGGGGGCUUCCCUGGUGGCACUAGUGGUUGAGAGUCUGCCUGCCAGUGCAGAGGACACGGGUUCGAGCCCUGGUCUGGGAAGAUCCCACAUGCCGCGGAGCAACUAGGCCCGUGAGCCACAAUUGCUGAGCCUGCGCGUCUGGAGCCUGUGCUCCGCAACAACAGAGGCCGCGAUAGUGAGAGGCCCGCGCACCGCGAUGAAGAGUGGCCCCCGCUCGCCGCAACUAGAGAAAGCCCUCGCACAGAAACGAAGACCCAGCACAGCCAUAAAUAAUAAAAUUAAUAAAUUAAUUUUUAAAAAAAAUAGAAAAAAAAAAAAAAAAAGACGAUACUUGUAGCAAGAUCCACUUCUCUUCUUGGGGGAUGCACUUAGCCACGGGAGGCUGCGAGGGGAAGGCUCCCCAACCUGGUUGGUCUGGCCUGAGGUGCUAGGGGACCAGGAAUGUGGUCCCCUCCCUGCGGCCACAGUUUCUCUGGGCUCCCCACCUGGUGGAGCUCGCGUAGCCCCAGGCUGGCCCUGAGGAAGCAGGCACCCAUGACCGAGGCAGGAGCCGCCUCAGCCCUCCUGCCUGGCAACCAGGCCGCCGGGCCAGCCCCGCUCCCACAGGGAGCCGGAGUUCUCCUCGCCCACGGUGAGCAGAGGCUCGGCCACUGCCUCGCCCACCUUCAGCUCGGCCCUGCCUCUGGGGCAGGGGUGUUGGCAGCGGGCUCCAGGUGAGGCCCCUGGUCCCCACCAGCGGCGAGCCUGCUGUCUCUUCAGAGGAAAGGGAGGACAGGAGCCAGAGAAGGAGCUGGAGUGGGGAGCCCGCCGUGCGCACCUCACCGCGGAGGGACUGGCUCUCCUGGGCCUGCGCCCUCCCCUCCACCACCCUCCUGCCCUCCAGCCUUCCCCGAGGAGGGUCGCAGUCCCGGCACCGUGGGCUGGGACCUGCCAGCCAGAAGCAGGGGUCCUAGGGCUGAGGGUCCAGCCGGAGGGAACGUCCUCUGCCCUCAUUGCUUCAGGGAGUGGCAGGGGGCAGGCCGAGGAGGACUCGGGACCAGCAGGGAUGGAAGCAAAGGAAGCACUCCCACUGCCUCCCCCGCAGAGCCUUGGGCAGCUGCCCUCUGAGAGGCCCCUUCCUCCUAGGCCUGGGGAGCCAUAGGGGCGGCUUCUCCGUGGGCACAUGGACAUGGGGUUUGGAGCUUGGAAUCUAUUUUUUGUAUUAUCAUGUUUUGUGCUACUGUAGUUUUGGUGUGGCACUAUUGUAACUGAAAUAAAGUACUUGUACCGAGGGC